AGCACUGAGCUCAGGUCCAUCUACAACACACUGUAACCAACCCUCCCCCUGGUAACCCUGGUCCAUCUACAACACACUGUAACCAAUCCUCCCCCUGGUAACCCUGGUCAGGUCCAUCUACAACACACUGUAACCAACCCUCCCCCUGGUAACCCUGGUCAGGUCCAUCUACAACACACUGUAACCAAUCCUCCCCUGGUAACCCUGGUCCAUCUACAACACACUGUAACCAACCCUCCCCCUGGUAACCCUGGUAACCCUGGUCCAUCUACAACACACUGUAACCAACCCUCCCCCUGGUAACCCUGGUCAGGUCCAUCUACAACACACUGUAACCAAUCCUCCCCCUGGUAACCCUGGUCCAUCUACAACACACUGUAACCAACCCUCCCCCUGGUAACCCUGGUAACCCUGGUCCAUCUACAACACACUGUAACCAACCCUCCCCCUGGUAACCCUGGUCAGGUCCAUCUACAACACACUGUAACCAAUCCUCCCCCUGGCAAACCUGGUCCAUCUACAACACACUGUAACCAAUCCUCCCCCUGGUAACCCUGGUAACCCUGGUCCAUCUACAACACACUGUAACCAAUCCUCCCCCUGGUAACCCUGGUAACCCUGGUCCAUCUACAACACACUAUAACCAAUUCUCCCCCUGGUAACCCUGGUAACCCUGGUCAGGUGCUGGAUGACAGGAAGCAGUGGUGGAAAGUGUGUAAUUGCUCCGGGGCGUCUGGCUAUGUGCCAAACAACAUCCUGGAGGUCACCAAGGCUGUGGACGUCACGGUGCGGGGGGAACCCAUCUAUAGCCAUACCAUACAGCUAAUGAUGCCAAAGAAGGAGUUUGAGUUGUUCAAGCAAUUACUGGGAGAGUUGAACGAGAAACAGCGGACGGACUACGUCCCCAAACCCAUGGCCACCCCCAUGCCCCCCAUCCCCACACCCCCAUCCCCACACCCCUCCCUCCUGCCCCGCCACGUCUCCCCACCCCUCCCCUGCCCCCCCAGCCGAACCCCCCCCCCUCCCAGCACGGUGAGCAGACAGAGCAGCAACACCUCCAGCGACUCCGGAAGCAUCCCAGCCAGCGUCACCAUGAGAGACCAACCAAACCAGAGACCCCCGCCAGUCAACCGGAGGAAGUCCAACAUGGAGGAUGUUCAGGACGCCUUCCUUCUUCAAGAUCCCUUUUUGAUGCAGCCCCGCCUCACGUUGGGUCACAUUGCCUCCACCAAAGCCCCCGCCAACAAGAACAGCCCCAGACAUUGCCUCCCCUGCCCCGAGGUCAAGGCCUGGCUGCAGCUGAAGGGGUUCAGCUCUGUUACCAUUACCAGUCUGGGAGUAUUAACCGGAGCCCAGCUGUUCUCUCUAAAUAAGGAGGAGCUGAAGACGGUGUGUCCAGACGACGGGGCCAGGGUCUUCAGUCAGGUGACCGUCCAGAAGGCUGCUCUGGAGAGGAGUUCAGGGUCAGAGCUGCAGGAGAUCAUGCGGAGGCGUCAGGAGAAGCUGUCGGUCACCGCCUGUGACUCCGGGGUGGGGGUCAUUUGACGAGUGCAGCAGCCACUGAACCCUCCGGGCCUCGCCCACCUCCCUCGUGACCACGCCCCUUUACGUUGUCACGGUUUCUGUUUCCAGGACGCCACGGAGCGCGCCCAGUUCGCUGAGAUCCUGAGACGACGUCAGCAGCUUCUGGAGCAGUCACCUUAGAAGCGAAGCAACACUAGACAGACAGACUGGAGGGUUCAACAUGGACUACAGCACACAGAGUUGCAUCCCAACUGGGGAUGCCUGAUGACAAUACCUGUGGAUUUAUACAAUGAACUAUUGUUUUUGAUUCAAAUGUGUCCGUUAUGUUUUGCACAGGAUGCUGAGAAAAAUAGAAGGAGAAAAUAGUUUAUAGUUUCAACCUACACCUCAUUGGACCAGAGUUGUCCUAGUUACAGGUAGGGG
This is a messenger RNA of Oncorhynchus nerka (sockeye salmon), 1947 nucleotides long. Its product is annotated as epidermal growth factor receptor kinase substrate 8-like. Gene Ontology annotation, cellular component: vesicle; ruffle membrane; plasma membrane. NCBI's taxonomy places the organism in Eukaryota, Metazoa, Chordata, Actinopteri, Salmoniformes, Salmonidae. The transcript is spliced from 8 exons. The coding region runs from base 826 to 1545 and encodes 239 amino acids. The record is from RefSeq and is a predicted model, not a curated record. Gene Ontology annotation, biological process: regulation of Rho protein signal transduction; positive regulation of ruffle assembly; Rho protein signal transduction. Gene Ontology annotation, molecular function: actin binding.